UGCAACACCACCAUCGAGGACAGCUACAUCGACGAAGUACCAUUAUGGAAAGGCUUCACCUUCCACCAUUUUGGCCUCUUCCUGUGUGCCGUCUUUGGCCUGAUCGCGGUCGUCAUAGCGCUAUGGCUGGUAUUCAUGCAUGCAACCCACUACCUGCGACCCUAUGAGCAGCGGCAUAUCAUCCGCAUUCUACUUAUGAUACCCAUAUACGCCGUUGUCAGCGCUCUCAGCUACCUAUUCUAUCGAAAAGCAGUAUACUUUGAGGUCCUCCGAGAUUGCUACGAGGCUUUCGCAAUCGCAAGCUUCUUCACACUCUUGUGUCACUAUAUUGCCCCGGACUUACAUCAGCAGAAGGAGUACUUUCGGGACUUGAAGCCUACCAACUGGUUCUGGGGAGUUUUUGGGCUGCAGAAGUGCACGGGUGGAGAGAACAAGGGACCGUUCCGAAAGCCUCGAAGUGGGUUGACGUGGUUCAACAUAAUAUGGGUUGGCGUCUUCCAGUAUUGCUUCGUCCGGGUCUUCUUCACCAUCGUCUCGGUGAUCACGCAGGAGUUCGGCCUCUAUUGCGAAGCUUCACUAUCUCCGGCAUUCGCACAUGUCUGGACAGUGGCAUUCGAGGCCCUCUCGGUAACCAUUGCCAUGUUCUGCCUGAUCCAAUUUUACAUUCAGUUGCACCACGACUUGGCAGAGCACAAGCCUUUCCUGAAGAUUCUAUGUAUUAAGUUGGUCAUCUUCUUCUCUUUCUGGCAAUCGGCAAGUAUCGUAAUCAGCCUGCUUUCUUCUUCUGAUGGUCCGUUGAAGCCUACCGACAAAGUCAGCUACCAAGAUAUCAAAGUCGGUAUUCCCUCCGUGAUGCUCUGCAUCGAGAUGGCCGGCUUUGCCGUGCUGCAUCUCUUCGCUUUUCCGUGGAAGGAGUACAGCACCAAGCGCAAGGACCCACUAGAACUUACCGGUGCUGGCUUCAGCGGCGAGAUACCCAGGUACAAAGGCGGCCCGCUCGGUAUCAAAGCAAUGGGCGAUGCGUUCAAUCCUUGGGACAUUAUCAAAGCUUCGGGCAGAGGGUUCAGGUGGCUGUUCGUAGGUUAUAAGAAACGCACGCUGGACCGCUCAUAC
This is a messenger RNA of Baudoinia panamericana UAMH 10762, 1113 nucleotides long. RefSeq lists its product as uncharacterized. Gene Ontology annotation, biological process: transport. The record is from RefSeq and is a predicted model, not a curated record. Gene Ontology annotation, molecular function: transporter activity. NCBI's taxonomy places the organism in Eukaryota, Fungi, Ascomycota, Dothideomycetes, Mycosphaerellales, Teratosphaeriaceae. The transcript has 3 exons. The annotation marks the transcript as partial.